GCCGCCGCAGCUGGCUCCGCAUUGUCCCGGCGGCCGCAGGAUGCCGAGCCCCGCACCGCCGCCCGCCGCCCCCCGGGCCCGCGGAUUCGGUGCCUGCGCCGGGCUCCGAUAGGGAUGAAGCCGGAAUGAGGCGCUCUGUUGAAGAUGCACUGGACACCAGAGCAUGCCCAGCCCCUGAACCAGUGGCCAGAGCAGCACCUCGAUGUCUCCUCCACCACCUCCUCACCAGCCCACAAAUCUGACCUCUACCACAGCAGCCGGCAGCGCUUCCACUACGCCUGGGCCAACGACGACAUCUCCGCGCUGACGGCCUCCAACCUCCUCAAGAGGUAUGCGGAGAAGUACUCGGGGGUGCUGGACUCGCCCUAUGAGAGGCCGGUGCUGAACAGCUAUGGGGAUGGAGCCUUUGGGCCGCUCAAUGGGCAGAAAGGUGACGUGGAGCCGUGGCCGAUGUCGCACAGCUCGGACGGUGCCUACCCCCUGAAUGCCAUGCACGAUGGACUGCCUGGCUCCAAGGGGGUCGUUCCUUCCGCCCCCGGAAACGGGCCUGUAGGGCUUGGCAGCUCCCCUGUUGUCCCGGGCAACCUCGCAGACCCCAUUUAUUCCACUAACUCAUGUGGGGGAGCCACCGGCUCCAGCGGCCUUGGCUCGGCUCAGGAGUAUACCUCAGGCUACAGUGGCACCUACCUGCCAUCAGGCUACUGCAGCCAGCCCACUCCAGCACUCCCCCCUCCCCACCCAUCAGCCCUGCACAGCUCAGGACUCCUGCAGCCCACGCACCCUUCCUCUGCGCUGGUCCCCAGCUACAGCUCCUCAGGUCCCAUGUACAACUACACUUCAGGCGGCUACCCGCCUCAGCCCGGCUACGGGGGGAUCCACCCUUCGCACCCGCCAGCCUCUUACCUGCCCUCGGGCAUUGCUGCACCCACCCCCAUCCCCCCGCCGCCCCCCUCCUCCCGGCCCCCAGGCAUCCCUGGUUACAGCUACCAGAGCUCCAGCCUGCCCCCCCUCCCGGUGCCCCCGCUCAGCAGCGACUCGGGGGGCUCCCUGAAACGAAAGGCCUUUGAUAUCCCCGGGGGCGAGGACGAAGCUGAGGGCAGGUACAGGAAAUACAGCUAUGAGCAACCAAAGUCCACCCCUGAGUCGCCGUACCAGAUGUCCGACAACGGCGAAUGUGGUGGCAACAGCUUCAGCCGAAGCACCGAGACCUCCCAGCUGCCCUUCAAGGCUGGGAAAAGGCCGACGGGAGCAGCGGCGACUGUGGCCUUGGAGGAGCAUGUAGGGAAGUACAACAGCCAGCCGAUGAAAGGCCUGGUCUCCCCUCCGUACGGUGCCGGGGAAGCCCCUCUGAGGCCCGGGGAGAGCUUUGAGAAGUUCACCCCGCCCCUCGCCAAUGGCGAGCGUGCAGGCGGUGAGCAGGGCCAUGCCUUUGCCCAUGGGAUGCAGGCCAAGCCACAGGUGUUCAGCAGCCAGCCUGUGGAAGAGCAGCUGAAAAACGUAGACCCCCUGAUCCUAGAGCUGGUGAACAGCAAAAUCGUCGACUGCAGCCCUCCCGUCCAGUGGACGGACAUUGCCGGCCAGGUCUCGGUCAAAGCCGCCAUCGAGGAAGAGCUGGUGUGGCCUAUCCUGAGGCCUGGGGCAUACACUGGGGAGAGCCGGCCGCCCAGGACCAUCCUGCUGUUUGGGCCUCGUGGAGCAGGGAAAACUCUGCUGAGCAGGUGCAUCUCCACCCAGCUGGGCUCAACCUUCCUGAAUCUCAGUGGGACAGCCCUGCUUUCCAAGUGGAAGGGUGAGGCUGAGAAGAUCCUGCAGACGGUCUUCUUCGUGGCUAGCUGCCGUCAGCCGUCAGUGGUGCUCAUCUCCGAGGUGGAGUCCCUCCUCGUGGCCUGCGCUGGUGAAGAAGCCACCCAGGUGAGCGGCCUCAAGUCUCAGCUGCUUUCCUACUUGGACAACAUAGCUACCUCAGCCGAGCAGAACGUCGUCGUCAUCGGGACGACCACUCGGCCCAGCAAUGUGGAUGAAGCCUCCCAGAGGAGGUUCACCAAGCGGUUCUACAUUUCCCCGCCUGACAGCAUCGCCCGGCGGCAGAUCCUCCACCACACCUUGGCCCAGCAGAACUACUGCCUCAGUGAGCGGGAGAUGGCCUCCCUUGUGCAGCACACCGAGAGCUACUCAGGCAGCGAGCUCAUCCAGCUGUGCCAGCAGGCCGGCCCCACCAAACUCCACAACCUGCCAGGCCAGCUGCAGCCCACAUCCUACAAAGACUUCGAGAACGCCUUCUGCAAAAUCCGCCCCACCGUCUCCCAGAAGGAGCUGGACUUGUAUGAGGAGUGGGACAAAAUGUACGGGUCCAGGCACUGACGGCGCGUGGGAGGGGUGGGCUGGGAGAGCCAAGCCCUCAGACUCCAGUGGCGUUGUGGUGUUGGUGGCGGUGUUGGUUGUAUGCCAGCUUGACCUCUGAGUGGAAGAUUCAGGGGAAUUAUUUUGUAUUUGUUCAGAUCUGUUGCUCUGUAGUCUCUGGUCUAGCUCCAGCUGCUAAGGAUGGAAUAACAGAUCGCCCACGAAUUCAGUCAGUGUCUUUUGUCUUUCUCCUAUGUCCAAGCUGAUCUGAAGGUGAAAUACUUGAUCCAAGAAAAGACCCGAACACACACAAAUUCCUUUACAGGCUUUUCUAUGACGGACUUGACUGAUUUUGUUUGGUUUUGUUUUUGUUUUUGGAAGUAGUCGCUCACUGAACUCAGGAUAAUCUAUUUAUUAUUCGUCUACUUUCCCGUUCAUCUGUUUUGAGACCAGCAACGUAAAGGAUGCAGCCAGGUGGAGAUACGUUCGGUUUUAGCCUUCUCACGCGUGAUACGACAGCUCUCUAGUCGAUUUACAGAGACCUGAUUUUUGUUGUUGUUGUUGUUCCUAAUAGAAAUUUUUCAGCCAUCAUUUAACAAAACAGUCCCUGUUGGAUGUGGCAUUAUGGGCAAUUUUUCUGUUCUGAACUGUGCCAUACUAAGGACUCGUUCCGCAGAAAACCCAACAUCUUUUCAAGCCAUCAUGAGGAAUUUAUUAUUAGGAAUAAAUGGCACAGGGAAAUGGGAGGAGGGAGGGAAGGUUUUGGAGUAAAAAAAAAUGUAGAUUGUUUAAUAUACUAGACCUCAUUUUUAUUUUUGUAAUGUAUGUAGUAUUUUUUUGUUUUUUCUUUUUAACU
Messenger RNA from Mauremys reevesii (Reeves's turtle), 3196 nucleotides. RefSeq names its product fidgetin like 2 (gene FIGNL2). The transcript has 2 exons. Lineage: Eukaryota; Metazoa; Chordata; Testudines; Geoemydidae. Bases 145 to 2361 code for a protein of 738 amino acids. Gene Ontology annotation, molecular function: ATP binding; microtubule severing ATPase activity; ATP hydrolysis activity. The record is from RefSeq and is a predicted model, not a curated record.